UCCGUAAUACAGGGCUUCUUUUAGCCGUCAUUACUUUGCGGGGUAAUCCUAGGCAUUUAUCUUUCCAAUACUUUAGCCUGUGGCGGUUAAAGGACAUCGAUAUAAGCAUUGAACACCUACGUUCCUUAAGAUGACCUUCGUCUGUCUCCAUCAAUCUGCAACAAAAUGGCCAACCAACCGCUAGUCACACAUCUCUAUACCGCCGAUCCCUCUGCCCAUGUCUUCAACAACAAACUCUACAUCUACCCUUCACACGACCGCGAAACCUCCAUUGAAUUCAAUGACAAUGGCGACCAGUAUGACAUGAAUGAUUACCACGUCUUUUCCAUGGACACCAUCACCGGUCCCGUCGUCGACCACGGCGUCGUCCUCAAAGCCGCCGAUAUCCCCUGGGUAUCUAAACAGCUCUGGGCCCCUGACGCGGCGUACAAGAACGGGAAGUACUUUUUGUAUUUCCCCGCUCGCGAUAAAGAGGGAAUUUUUCGUAUUGGGGUAGCCGUGUCUUCAUCUCCAGCGGGUCCAUUUUUGCCGGAGAAAGAACCUAUUCCGGGGAGUUAUAGCAUCGAUCCGGCGGUGUUUGUUGAUGACGAUGGAGAGGCUUAUCUAUAUUUCGGGGGUAUAUGGGGUGGACAAUUGCAAUGCUGGUCGAAAGAUGAGAGUAAAGAGAAUUGUUGGACCUUUGACAUAUCCAAAUCCGGUCCCCAGGAGCCUUCCGGUCCAAAUAUCAACGCUCUAUAUCCCCGUGUCGCCAAAUUGUCCAACGAUAUGCUGACCUUCAACACACCGGUCCACGAAUUGAUGAUUCUAGAUGAAAGUGGCUCUCCAAUCACAGCCGACGAUCAUCAACGGCGGUUCUUUGAGGCAGCUUGGAUGCAUAAGUAUAAUGGGACCUACUACUUCUCGUACUCUACCGGAGACACGCACUUCUUGGUCUACGCGACAGGGGAUAAUCCAUGGGGCCCGUUUCAGUAUCGGGGGAGAAUCUUGGAGCCGGUACAAGGAUGGACGACGCAUCAUUCUAUUGUGGAAUUUGGAGGGAGAUGGUAUCUAUUUUAUCAUGAUUGCGAGUUGUCUGGAGGCGUUGAUCAUCUGCGGUCUGUCAAAGUGAGGGAGAUGGGGUAUGAUGCUGAGGGGGGGAUGCAUUUGCUUCAGUAGUUGUGUGUAUUGGUCUACUUGAAGGAUUUGAUUAUUAUUUUCGAUGCAGAAUAAUUCAACUUGAUCUUCGCCUGCAAUAGGAAUGCAACAUGCUUCGUGAUUGACGGUGGACCCUUUAAAUGUGGAGAGUCUGGGGUAGAUUAAAGGAUCCACAUCCAGACGAUGUGAAACAGGA
Molecule: messenger RNA, 1330 nt
Organism: Aspergillus wentii DTO 134E9
Lineage: Eukaryota; Fungi; Ascomycota; Eurotiomycetes; Eurotiales; Aspergillaceae
Product: glycoside hydrolase family 43 protein
Exons: 1
Coding region: 166-1155 (329 amino acids)
Biological process (GO): carbohydrate metabolic process
Molecular function (GO): hydrolase activity, hydrolyzing O-glycosyl compounds
Source: RefSeq, a predicted model, not a curated record